Lodderomyces orthopsilosis Co 90-125 is the source of this 3930-nucleotide messenger RNA. RefSeq names its product protein kinase (gene GIN4). Gene Ontology annotation, cellular component: cytoplasm. Gene Ontology annotation, molecular function: protein serine/threonine kinase activity; tau-protein kinase activity; ATP binding. The record is from RefSeq and is a predicted model, not a curated record. The coding region runs from base 1 to 3930 and encodes 1309 amino acids. The transcript has a single exon. Gene Ontology annotation, biological process: intracellular signal transduction; microtubule cytoskeleton organization; protein phosphorylation. NCBI's taxonomy places the organism in Eukaryota, Fungi, Ascomycota, Pichiomycetes, Serinales, Debaryomycetaceae.
AUGUCUCAUUCAAGGCUGGCCUCUAUUAGUUCGUCCAUUGCUUCUACUACAGCCCACCACAACCAUCCACAAUCAAUUGGACCAUGGAAAUUGGGUAAAACUUUAGGAAGAGGGGCUACUGGAAGAGUAUUGUUAGCAACACAUCAAUCUACUGGACAAAAAGCAGCAGUCAAGGUAGUUUCUAAAUCAGAACUAAGAGAAGAAGAAGAGGAGGAAGAAGAUGGUGGUGCCACUACUACAGCCAACAACAACAAUGGUGAAGGUUUACCAUAUGGUAUAGAGCGAGAAAUUAUCAUAAUGAAGCUUCUUACGCAUCCCAAUGUGCUUAGAUUAUAUGAUGUAUGGGAAACUUCUAAAGCUCUUUAUUUGGUAUUGGAAUACGUUGAAGGUGGUGAGCUUUUUGACUUGUUAGUUGAAUUGGGCCCUUUACAGGAACCAGAGGCUAUCAAAUAUUUCCGUCAAAUAGUUCUUGGUACUGCUUAUUGCCAUGCAUUGGGUAUCUGUCAUCGGGAUUUAAAACCGGAAAAUUUAUUAUUGGAUGCUCAAUUGAAUGUCAAAUUGGCGGAUUUCGGUAUGGCUGCAUUGGAAAGUAAUGGUAAGUUGCUCGAAACUUCUUGUGGGUCACCUCAUUACGCUGCUCCUGAAAUUGUUAGUGGACUAAAAUACCAUGGAGCUGCUUCCGAUGUUUGGUCUUGUGGGGUUAUUUUAUUUGCCUUGUUGACAGGGAGGUUACCAUUUGAUGAUGAAAAUAUUCGUAAUCUAUUGCUUAAAGUUCAAGCUGGUAGUUAUGAAAUGCCUGCGGACGAGAUUAGUAGAGAAGCACAAGAUCUAAUCAUGAAAAUGUUGGAAGUUGAUCCAAUCAAGAGAAUCACCACAGAAAACAUCUUAAAACAUCCAUUGUUGACUAAGUACCCAAUUUCAAAUGAAGACUUGAUUAGUGAGAAAUCAUUACCACACCCAGAAACCGCCCAUAAAUCACUUGGAUCGGUGAAGAAUAUUGAUAAACAAAUUUUGUCCAAUUUAUCUAUCUUGUGGAAUGAUAGAUCAGAACAAGAUAUUAUAAAAUGCCUUUUACUGAAUGGUCCAAAUCCGGAAAAGACAUUUUACGCUUUGCUUUUGAGAUAUAGACAUUCAAGUAAUGACCAGCAACCUCCUACAAAAUCCACCAGCUUUGACAAUAAGAUUAGCAGGAGCGCGUCAAUAGGAAGAUCACCAGCUGGUAGAAAGCGUACUAGUCAAAUCAGUGUAUCAAGGCCAACUUCAUUUCAAUACAAGAAUGGAUUUGGUUCAAGUGGAAGCAAUACGAGCAAUAACAGAAUCGCUCAUGCAAGGCUAUCUGCAGCAUCGUCAGUUAACAAUUCUCCUAGAAAAGUUGUCAAAAAGAGACAAUCUUUUGCUCGUUCUCCAUCUGGCUCACCAACCAAGACUAAAUCAAAACAGCCUCCAUCAUCUAAUAUUAAAGCUACACCUCGUAAUAUUUACGAUGACAUUGUUAAAUCUCAAAGCACCCAGUCAGUGGCACCACCAUUACCUUCAAAGGAUUCCUAUUAUAAUGACAAGACCACAGCUUUGCCAAAAUUGGCUGAAAAUCCGGUUGUUGACGAAUCACCUAAUUUAUUGCAAUCGGCUAAAGCACCAACUUCCAAGAGGUCAUCAAUGGUGAACAAGAAUACCAAUAAUAAUAGUAAGAGGUUGUCAAAGAGAAAGUCCAUACGUGCUUCAAUGACGGCUGGAUUAAAGAGAAAUUCUAUAACCAUGAAAAUGUUGUCCGUUUACACCAAACUUGCUGGUGAAGAUGAUUGGGAAUACGUGGAUAAACAAACAAAGAGAACUUCAGCAGCUUUUGCUGCAUUGUGUGAUAAAAUUUUCAAUCAAGAAGAUUACAAUAAAGAAGAUGAAGAGUUGGUUGAUCCAGACGAGUUGGAAGCUAGAGAGUAUGAAAGGUUGAUGGAAAUUGAGCGUAAAAAACACGAAGCUGAAUUGAAGGCCAGAAAGGAAUUGGAAAAGAAAAAGAGAAGACUGAAAAGAAGGUCUUUGCUCAGUUCAAGAAAGCUCAGUAUUAUUGUCAAGGAGGAUGACGAACAACAAGAUUCACAAAUGGAAUCUAUUAAUGAGCAAGAAAUUACUCAACCUAAACGUCAAUCGAAGCAUAUGGGAGCCUUGCGUGCUUUAUCUGAAGGACAAGCUAAAUCUGAUGACCUUACUAUGGAAGAUGUUGAACAAUUGAAAAGAAGAUCAGCAAGUCAACCGGUGAAGAGAAGAACACAUACUCCGAUAUUAACUAGGAGACCAGUAUCCAGACUUGAUCCACUUUGGCAAGCCCACCAUAACGAGAAGAUUGAAAGAGCACAAGAUGCAUUGGAGAACGAAUGGAAGGGUAGCAAAAAGAAAGAUGAAGAAGUCAAGACCAAGAAGAAGAUCAAUAGAGAGUCAAUGGUUUCUGUUAUGGACGAUAUUGUCGAAGAUGAUGGAAACAAUACAGGCAAAAGAAGGCCAUCAAAGGAUAGCUAUUAUGAUGAACAUGAAGAUUUCGAAUUGCCUGAGCCUGACGUUGUUGAUUCAAACUUGAGUGAUGAGUACAUGUCUGAGAUUAGAAAAUCAAGAUUACUCAACAGCCAAAAGAGUCUCAACAAGAUUGCUGGUAACAAUGAACAAAAGACUUUAAUCAGCGGUGUCAAGAUACCGAAUGUGACGAGAAAGUCUAGGCAUUUCUCCAAUUCUAACAAAAGGCUAUCAGUGUUGUCCAUGUACUCCACCAAGGAAUCUUAUCGUGAUUUGAAUUCUAUUAUUGAAUCACAUGUGCCUGAUAAGGAUGAUGAACCUCCAAUACCACCAUUGAGGACUAGUUUUGCUGAUAGGUUGGAUAAAGCUGGAUUGCCAGAGGAAGAUGAAGAUGGUGAGCUUAAUGACGGUCAUUCGGUAAUUGACUUUGAUCAACAUUUGGCAGAUAAAAGAUAUUCAUACUAUGAUUCAUCUAACAAGCGUGUAUCGCGAGCUUCAACCACUAGGAGAUACAGUAAAUCAGCCAGACCUGAAUCAAAAGUACCUGCGUUGCCAACUGAUGACUCUGAAAACACGUUCAACAGCAAGGGUGAACCAACUGGCAAGAAGCAUCACAAGACUGCCUCUGAUGGUUCUAGUGAUACCGAUGAUGUCUUUGAAAAGAUAAAACUACCUGAAGGAAAAUCAAGCAAAUCUUCUAUUGAUGCACUUGCCAAUGGUACUUCCACGUCAGGUCAUAAGCAAUCCAACCAAAUUAAACAAAAUUCUAUUAACGCCCCUGAAAAGAAGCUUCCACAUGAAACGUCACAGCCAAUGUUGAAAGUUCGUGAUCCAAAGCCAAAUACCGCCAAUGCACCACCUCCUCCUCCACAUAAGAAACCGUUGGAUGAUAAAACCAACAAUUAUUCGGAACCUAAUAAUACCAAACCAAGAAAAGGAUCAUUUUUGAGGAUGUUUUCAAGGGGAUCAAAAAAGAGCACCGACGAAGGGUCUAGAUCAACCAACAAUAAUCAACUUCCAAGUCCAGUUGAAUCACAUGAAGAAAAACCAAAAUCUUCAUUCCUUCGAUGGUUUUCGUCAUCGUCUGCCAAUACACCAGUGCUAGACUCUGAAAUUAGAAGAUUUGCUACACUUUUACCUAGAGAAGAAAUGUUGUCUGCAUUAUUCACCUUACUUAAAUCAUGGUCAAAUUUUGGCCUCAAAGAUUUGAAAAAUGAUUCAUUGAGUUAUACGAUAACAGGCGCCAUUUCGAAAUAUAAUUCAUUUGAUUUGAAAAGUUGUAAAUUUAGAAUAAGAGUGGCACCAAAAGAUUUGAAUCAAAAAUCAGAAAUUAUAUGUGCUAGAAUAAAAGGGUCAAAAGUGACUACUGAUACUUUGUUUAAUGAAAUUGAAAAAGUGUUGGAAAAAGAAGGUGUUAUGGAUAAAUAG